Messenger RNA from Paramuricea clavata, 37199 nucleotides. Lineage: Eukaryota; Metazoa; Cnidaria; Anthozoa; Malacalcyonacea; Plexauridae. The record is from the annotation of a GenBank genome assembly.
AGGGAAGAAUAUUUCAUCCUCAGACUAAUGCUAAAGCGGGACCAGAAUUCUAUUUCAAUGCCGCAGACAAUCUUGCAAAACUGCACAAAUACAAUCCAAGAGAUUUGGGUUUGACUAAAUAUAUCUCUCACAAAGCCAGCCAUGCAAAACGACAGGUAUGUAUACUCGUUUAGUAUUUCUACGAGGUUCAGUAUUGCCAUUGAUACAACUUCCACUCACUUUUAGAGCUUGUGCAUAGAGUUGCCCUAACUGUUGUAUUGCUAAUCAGUAAUCUGCCAAUCCCAGUAAGAUCCUAGUAAGAUCCUACAGGCUUCUGUCCAGUUCCUAUUGGAUCCUGAUGGAAUUAUGGUGCAAUAAUUGUAUAUUGCCUUGUGGGAUCCUCUCGUAAUCCUAUAGGAACCUGGGAGUUUCUGGUAGCAAGAUCCUAUAAAGUUCUGUAGGAACCUGGGAGUUUCUGGUAGCAAGAUCCCCUGAAGUUCUUUUAGGAUCCUGCCAUGAUCAUGUGGAAACCUGGAAUGUUUCUGCUAGCAAGAUCCUCUGAAGUUCCUGUAGGAUCCUGUCGUAAUCUUAUAGGAACAUGGAAUGUUUCUGACAGCAAGAUCCUCUGAAGUUCCUUUAAGAUCCUGUCAUGAUCCUGUGGAAACAUGGAAUGUUUCUGCUAGCAAGAUACUCUGAAGUUCCUGUAGGAUCCUGUCAUAAUCCUAUAGGAACAUGGAAUGUUUUUGCUAGCAAGAUCCUCUGAAGUUCCUGUAGGAUCCUGUCAUAAUUCUAUAGGAACCUGGAAUGUUUCCAAUAGCGAGAUUCUCUGAAGUUCCUGUAGGAUCCUGUCAUGAUAUAGAAUCCUGAAAUAAUAAUACUGGGAUACUGGCAAGAUCUUAACCUGGAAACUUUAACCAGCGAGUUUUUAGUGUGUAGGAUCCUAAUUCCUGUCAUAUGAAAAGCAACCAGCUGAUGUCAAUCGUAUACUAGCUAGGUGUAUGGGAAGUAUCAUAAACUUAUAGGUUGAAGUUGAACAUGUACUUUUAAUGCUUAGGUUCUCACUUGGUCAAAACAAUACAAAGACAGCACAGACAAUUUUCUUCCUGAAGCAGAAAUUUUGAUCAAAACUUUAUGGGAUAUGUUGCCCUCUGACUGCAAACAAGACUGUAAGAACAAAGUGGUGGAUUUAUACUAUUAUUCAAAGAUCGCAGACACUCAGUUCAGAGUUAGAUCGAUUACAUAAUUCUUAAUUGUUUCAGGUAUUGUGCAUGGCGACUACAGACUGGAUAAUAUGAUAUUUCAUCCUGUGUUGGUAAGUUUGACUACAUGUUUCUAAUUACUGUAAUAGGGAUUCUACACGCGUAAAAAUUGAGAAAAUCAACAACUUGUUUCAGGUUGAUAUUAACAGGCGUGAACAAGGUGGUGCGGCCCACUAUGAACAGUGUUGUCAACAUGUUGUUACAGCAUUGUUCAACUGUAACAACUUGGAACAACAUGGUUGACAACUUGUUCAUAGUUGGCCGCACAACAUUGUUCACACCUGUCAAUAUCAACUUGGAACAACCUGUGCGUUUUUAGCCGUGUAAGAUUGACGUUUACCGCAGGCCACAAACGGCAAACUUCAAAUCGCAUUUGAAAGUAAGGCCUACAGUUUUGACAGCUAAAAGUAGCUAAUUCAUUCUUCAAUUUUAGUACACUAGUUGCCCUAACUUCGAACAGCUAACAGUUGACGAUUUGAAGUUUGCGGUUUGCCGUAAACGUCAAUCUAAAAGUCCCUAAUAUGGAAAUCUUCGGUCUUGUGUAUCUGGUAUAAAAAUCAAAAUUAUUCGCUUUUGACUCAAAAACCUGUUAUAUUCGAUACAAAGUACAAUCAUUAUGGUAUGAUGUAGAGAAAUUGUACUUAUUCUUUAGUCUACUAAGUUUAAAAUUUCUGUUACAAAAACUUGUUCGCUAACCGUUUGUCUUUUGUCUUAGCCUGUCGUGAUUGCCGUUCUUGACUGGGAAUUAGCAAGUAUUGGUGAUCCAAUGAUGGACCUAGCUUAUACUUGUAUGAUAUAUCACUACCCUCAAGAAAUCAAAGUGAUCUUUCCAAAUCAUAACAACGGUAUGUAUAUAGUCUAUAUAGAUAUAAUUUUUUCCGAUGUCAUCCACUCAGAUGAAGUUAUAUGUUUGUGAUGUUGUCUCCGAGUAUGUCCACACCGGGCAAACUGAAAACUUUGCUUGACCGCGGUGGGAAUCGAACCCGUGACCUUUGGUUUGCUAGUCCAAUGCUUUAGCAAAUGAGCUACGAGGUCAAUUAAGUCGGUUUUAGUGGGUGAUAUUUCGGAACUCAGUCAAGACUGUCAAGUUUCUUCGAUAUCAGUGUGUUUUUACGAUCUUGAUUUUUUGUUUCUGGUGUUUAUAUGCACUCAGGUGAAGAUAUACGUUUGUGAUAUUAGAGCGUUAUUUCUUGCGAUUGAGUUGGACUCGUGCAGUUUACUAGAUUUCAAAGUGUGAUACAUGUUCUUGAUUUCGGCCGCUACCUGAUGUUGGACAGAAUUCGUGUGAGCAGGGCCGUGCCACCUGUGUGUGUGUGGUGUGUGUGUGUGGUGUGUGUGUGUGUGUGUGUGUGUGUGUGUGUGUGUGUGUGCGUGUGUGUUGUGUGUGUGUGGUGGGGGUGUAUCAAAGAAAAGUAAACAAGGGGGCCCUGGAAAGCGGAACGUGUUAAAUAUUAAGGAAUUCUCUGGAAAAUUGGUCUAAAAAGGUCUUCAAAACUAAAUUUAAGCCUCCAUUAUGUAAACCUAGUGUUUGAAAAAAUAUUUGGGGCCUCCCCCCCUCCCCAGUAUUUUCCGGAAAAUUCUUUGGUUUCCUGAAAAGUUUUUUUGAAGGGGCCCCCAAUGGGAGGGGGCCCAAAUGUUUUAUUUCACCCCCAACCAAAAACCACUUGGCACGGCUCCUGCGUGUGAUUACUAAGUUAGAUAUAGUUACGACUUACGAGUAGACAUAGUUAGACAUAGUUUGAAUGUAGGAUACCCUGAGAUGAUCUGAUCAUGCAUGGCUAUUGAAUGAAGGAGACUCACAAAUGUUGUACACUUAAUCUGCCAUAUAUCUAGAGUUAAAAUAUCACAUUAAAAAUGAAGUGUCACAUUUUCAUAAAUAUUGUAUUGUUAACAAUGUUAUUCAUGGUGCUAAUUUUAUCUCACGCAAUUCGGAUGAUUUUAUCUGAUGUAAAUGACAAAUUCUGUAGGAUUUUGUGCAUGAACAUGUCAGUCAAUUUUGUUGGCCAAUCAAAUUCUACGUUCAGAAAUUUUCGGUGUUUAGGAAAACCUCUUAUGAGAAAACUUAAAUUAACCUAAAUUAACGAAAGAACACAGACUACGUUACAUUUAGUCAAAUCUGCAUUUAGACUAUGGGUCGACAUAAAAAUUUCUGCUAUAGAAGCGAAUAUCGGCAAUUUCAAGUGCCUCAUUUAAGAUUUUAAGAUAUUCAUAAGCUUCAUGUUCCUUCAGAAGCUUUUUGUGUAGAAAGUAAAAUGGCCAUCGAAUAUGGAUAUUUUUAAUUUGGAAGGCAUCGUCCCAGCCUAAUCUUUUCAAAAUAAACUGGUUGAGUUGACGAUUUCUUCUUCGUCGUCCGGUAAACCACCAUUGAAGUUCCUUCUGUAUAUUUGGACAAUUGUUUGUGUGGACGUGAUGCUCUUUCAUUUCACGCAUGUAUAUUUCACGCGUGCAUAGUGACCAGUAGUAAUCACGACGAACCGGUAUUUUAGCACAUUCGGACGUAUCUGGCACCUCGGAAUUUUCUAAGGAUACUGCUUCUUCAAACUUCGGUAAGUUGUCAUGAUAACCAGGGCAAUUGCUUAUACGUACAUCCUUACUUUCGUACAGUAGCUCUUCUUCUGUGGUCUCACGUGGUGGAUGAUACAAGUAAUUGGAUGCCAUAAUAUAGUCGAUUUCACGAUCCGGAUAUUGAGCAGCCGAUACACUGCCAUAAGCAAAUUCGUUAUCGAUAUUGUUUUGAUCUGUUUUUUGUGUAUUUCGUAUUUCAUCUUUUGAACCGUACCAGACACCAGCCGCUUUAAACAUUACUUUAUCACGUUGGUGAAUAUCAGCAAUUUUCUCAGAAAAUUUAUCAAUUACUCCUCCGUUUCUGACACUGUCAUAAAAUUGAGCCAGAUACACCGGAUCUAACCGGUGUUUAUUCAAGCAAUUUAUUGGCAAACUCGGAAAUAUCUCUGAUGCUUUUUUGUGAACAUAUCUCAACACAGUUAUCCCUUUUACUGCUGCCAUAUGAAGUGGAGAGAGUGCUUCUAAGAUCGGGCCACAUGGGAAGUGGGAUCUGUAUUCUGGCGUUGUGCUAAAAAACGUUUGCAAUAAUUCUUCGAACACCUGAUUUCGAUAUUUCGAUGUUGUGACAAGAACUUGCAAAUUGAGUCCAUACCAGUAUCGGUAUCUUAACGGUACAGUUACUGCAGUAAGUUCUCCAUAGCUAGUAUCUCCUAAGUACAAUAUAGAAAUAUCAAGAGCAGUUAGACCACUUCGUGUUUUCAGUUGUGUGUUAACUCCAAUACUUUUAAACCAUUUUAUAGCGGCAAGAUUUCCGCCUUGGGCAGCUCUGUGUAUUGGUAAAAAUCCUUCGGCAUCAUAGCAUUCGUCCAAUAUGCGAACACCUCUAGGAUCACGGUCAAUUAAUCUUUGUAAGGCUAAAAGUUUUGUAUUUAAAGAAGGUUGAAACAGAAAGGAAAUUCGGUGCAGUUCCGAUUUGGAAAAGGACACUUCACAUUUUAGAGAAAUAUCAACUUCAAACAUAUUCAACACUUCGCUGACUUCCCGACCGCCUGUAUCUAAGUGAAGUAACAUCACGGAACUAGAUUCACUAAAUAGACAAUUUAAAUAAAAUCCAAUUUUCAACAAGGCAUACAAGCUCAAAGGCAUUCGUUUUACUAUGACCUGUUCCAACAUGUACUUACUUUCACUAUCACAUUCUGAAAAACUUGAUCUUUGUAACAGAAUCAGGUACCUCACAGUUUCAUCGUAGCACGUCGUGUUGCAGGAACGAAAUUGACGAUCGUUUGUAGUGUAGCAGCGAUACGAAGCACUUGGAUGUAGAUCAUUAACUGGUGAGUUCUUUAGCGCAAUCAUUAAUGGAGUGUCACCAUGUUGAUUCUUUAUAAGGUCGUCCGCGCCAAGAUCGACCAGGUACUUUACAGCAUCUUCAAAUCCAUAUGAAGCAGCGUAAUGUAAAAGCGUCAUCCCAUCUUCUAUUUUGGCAAACAAAUAUUUCCGAUAAGUUCUAAUUAAUAAUUGAAUAAUAUUCAAGCGCCUUUCCGAUUCUAUCUUUGUUUCUUCUACCUGAGAAAGAUUGUUUUCUUGAAAUGCUUUCAAACAAUGAGAUACUGAAAACUUCUUAAACAUAGUUUGCACAUUGUCAAAUGGCGACCAUUUAGUACUUUGCAGUAAAAGAUCCCAUACGUUCUUGUCUUUGUCAUCAAAGGGAUUAAUCGUAAUCAUAUCAAAUCGAUCAAUUAAAAACAGUUUCGCUACAUUGACGGAACAGUAUGCUACUGCAGAUUGGACAGCAUAGGAUCUGUUUAUAUAUAUUCCUAUUUUUUUUAUGGAAGUAUCAAGAUUGUGAACAAAAUCUUUCUGGUCGUACAUGAUAGCAACACGUAGAAUACUAUUGCUAUCCUCAUUUUUUAACUCUGCUAUUUUGUAAAUCGGUCCAUUUAAUAAUCGCUCUGCCACCUCCCGCAAUCCAUAUUUAGCGCUUAUAUGAAUAGCUUUGUAACCGUCUUCACAACCUUCGUUUCCGCAGUAAACUGUGUACAAAAAAUCUUGCUUGAACGUAGAGUACAUAGAGCACAUAUCCCAAUACUUCCAUCUUAUCCUUCCGCACUCUGUAGUCACAUUGGCUCCAUGCCUCAACAGCAGGUCUACCAUUUUAGUAUCAUUCCUUUCCACAGCAUCCAUCAAAGCUGUCUUACCGGAAUGAUGCUUACAUUCUAGAGAUUGCUUUCCGUACGCUAACAAAACCUCUACAAUAUCAUCCAGUCCUCUUGAUACUGCAGCAUGAAGAGCAGUUUCACAAAAAAUUAUGUGAGCCUCCUGUACCGUAGUUCUUGUAUUCAUUUGGCAUGGUAUACAAGUAUCACGCAGUCCGACUGUCUGCAAUAGAAAGUUCACAACAGCCAAAUGAUUUCUUGCCGCUGCGUGAUGAAGUGUGGUUAGAUCAAACGUUCCGCCAUGAUCAUAAAACAAUUCAACCACUUCUAAAUGCCCAUUUCCUGCUGCUAAAUGAAGUGGUGUUGGAUAAUUCGUGCUGGAGUUCGGAAAGCUUAUAUUUCUUUUUAUCAAAAGUUCAACGACAUCCGCGUGCCCUUUAGAAGCUGCUGCGUGCAUCAAGCUAAACUCCUCGAUACCUGCGUUUCGAACAAAAACGGAGACUGUGUCUAGCUCUGUGUGUCCUUUCAUGAAAGAACUAAUAUCUGCUCCAUGGUUAAUACAACUUUGCAAACUUCUCACAAAACCUUCAGAUGCUGCAUAAAACGCUGGCGUUUUGUUACUGGAAUCCAGUACGUCGACCGUUUCAAAUUUAUCUGACAAGAAAUCAAGUACAGGUAGAUAUAUGGUUGGCUGUGUCACGAGAUAAUGCAGUAUGGAUUGAUUAGUGUGCGGCUCGCGCAUCUCUGCAAUAUUAAAAAGAUUCAUAGCUGUUUCCUGCAUUUCUGAAGCCUGUCCUGACAGAAUGUGCAUAAAAAGUUCAGUUAGGUCCUCAAACGUGACAUUCACGUGUCUGUCACGCAUGCGACGCAAUAAAAACUUAGCGAUACUCUGAUGACCUCUAGUUUUGUUAAUUAAGAGAAGAGGAGUCUGAUUUAUCAACCAAUCUGCAAAAGAUUGAUGAAAUAAUCUAAUUGUCCCACCACGCCCAAAUCGCAAGAAACAAGACACAUGAUCAGUAAGUUUAGGAAUAUCCUCCGCUUCGUACUCGCUUUUAAGAAUUUCCUCAACAUCUUGGGAUUGAAGAGGUGAAUACACCGCUAACAACACUUCAAAAAGAGACCUAAAUGGCUCAAAUCCAUCCUUACCAAAUUGCCUGUUAAAAAAGCUGCUAUACAAAGCAAACAGAUUUGUUGGUAAGCUGUGAAACUCAACUUUCCUGCCUGUAUCGUUCAGGUAUUGCAAUGUCAUCCUUACAAACAAAAAAUUUCCUUCUGCUCGCGUAAUCACUUCGUUCAGGAAGAUUUUUAUACCGUCUGUUCUUGAUCCAAUAUUAACUGCCAUCAACAAUCUGUCUAAAAAUUCUGUAUUUUGAGAUAUAAAACGCGAUACAUAGUAACGAAUGUCAUUAACAUUCCGUUCGUCCAUGGCGUACAAUGCCAUCCUAGUCAUCAGCAUUUGAGGAAGUCUAGACGUAACCGAGGUCAAGUUUCGAGAGGUCAUUAUGACUUUUAACCACUUUGGGAAAUGUAGUAUUUUAUCUUGCAAAAUUUCCAUAAUUUCGGACGUUUUCAUAUCGCUUUCGAAACACUCGUCUAAAGCAUCUAUCACAAUAAAUCGGAGGCCAUCGGGUUGUUUUAACUUUCGUAAAGGUCCUACAAUGGUGGUAAAGAAACAACCGGUAGGAUCUUUGUGACAACGUGUAUCUAGUUCUGCUCGUAUCUGUUCAUUGUUCAUCACAAUUUUGGAAUAUUCUGGAAUUCGGGCUGCAAUUUGAUCAACUAGAUUACGCACGAAUCUUGCUCCGUCGCGUUUUCCCUUCUCUGAAUAUUCACACAGAUGAUAACCAAUGGUAUUAUCGUGUAUUAACAAGCUGGAAUAUCGUGAACAUAUCAAUUGCGACAUUACUGCUGAUUUGCCAGAUCCUGGCACUCCAGUAAUCAGGACACCGGUAGUUACUUGGUUUUCUUCGAAGAUGCUUUCUAAUUCCAAGAAAAACCAUUUUCGGCCAACGAAUCCCUCUCUCUUGUAUGCCAGGUAAGAAGAGAAGUCAAAUUCUUGUAAUUGGAACUGGCUGAUAGGCGAUUUGAUCACAGCAGUGGGACAACCUAGAAUGUUAAAAAGAUUUUUUUUAUGAUUUUUAGAUAAUAUUCUCUUUGGCAAUUAGGGUACAUGCUUCUGUGAGCCCCUGAUCUUUUAUCCAUCUAACAUAGUCUGGUUAUUUUAACUGGUCAAACAUAACCAGAUUCCUCGUUACAUUAACCAGACUAUGGUACGCAACCUCGUACCCAGGUUGGUUCUCAAUCUUCCCUCCUACCUCGCUUGAAUUGAGACCCUGGUAUCGGCUGGUCGCGUGACUCGUCAUAUUUUGGCAGAUUUGCUCAAUUGUUUUAGGGAAAGUAUAGUAUAAAGUAGAUAUUGUAGUAAAAAAUAUUAAAAUAACAUAUUAACAUUACAAAACAAAACAUCUCAGUUACUAUCCUUUCCCUAAAAACAAUUGAGUUAAUCCGCCAAGAUAUGACGGGUCACGUGACCAGCCGAUACCAGGGUCGCAAUUCAAGCGAGGUAGGAGCGAAGAUUGAGAACCUGGGUACGAGGUUGUAUGGUACGCAGGAAGUGAAAUAAAAUAACCAGAAAAUGGAACCAGGAAUAUUAGGUUAACCCAAAUAGGGUUAUUUCUAGGUUAACCAAAACAAUUUUAACUAAAGGGUGUUUUUAGAGUGUGAAGAAUAUGGACCAAUUACGAUUUUGUGCCUUGAAACAAGUGAUUAAUUAUAAUUUCCUUACUCGAUCCUUAUGAAAUGCACAAUGGUUCCCUAAUGCUAUAUGACUGUGACAAUUCUAUGAGUCAAGGGAGAUGUUUAUUAAUAAUUCGGGGUAAGCUUACAAAAAUCAAUCCUACCAUAGUCUGAUAUCACACUUUUGUCACCAACUUGAGAAAACAUGAAAGCUGCCAUCAAAGACCACAGCAUCCCAGGAAAGUUGCGCAAAAGGGGAGACACUGUGAGUAAUAAUAUUGUAAGGAAAACACUCAAAACUGAACUCAAUUUAUCAAUAACAUGUACUAAUUUGUAGUCGGGCUUUUUCAGAGCCCUAAUAAUUUCGUCUUUGGUUUCGUCUAUCUUUUCUUUUAGUCCGUGAUCCUGCUGGUAUUCCCGAAUGCGUCGACAUUCCUGAAUAAUCUUUAACUCGUCAUUCUUUAAGAUUGAGAGAUCUGCCGUUUCUAUUUCUUUAAUAGCUUUGUUGCAAUCUUGGACCUCUUUGAUGCCAACGAGUUCAGGGUCCGUCAUUAAGCAGUCAAUAUCUGCCAAUGCAUCUUUUUUCUCGUUCUUGCUUAGCAUGUGAUCUGGUGCAUGAGCCCACUUAUUCCGCCAAUCUCUGACAGCUUCUAAUGCAGCUGGUUGAAUUUUGAAAUGAUUACAGAAUAUUAACAAAUUGAGAAGGGGGCUACUGUCUGUGGUGCUAGGGUCCUUAGUUGUGGCCAAAUUUUUUCCUAAAUUAGACAUGAACAACUUUGCAAUCUCCCAAUAUCCAAGAACUGGAUCAUGCCAUUGGCUACUAAUGCUUUGAUGCCAAGGAAUGUCACCUUUUCGUGGGAAGACAUGAAAAUUCUUUAACUGUUGAGCCCAAAUGCAACUUGUUGUCGGUGUUCCAUGAGGAUUUGGUUUCUUUCCAGGGGUAGACGUGCAGUGGCAUUUGACUCCAGGUCCGCCGACAUUUGUUGUUAUCAAAGCAUGAAGUUCCUUCAUUUUAUUCUCAGCAUAUUUCCGAAGGCCAUCACUGAGAAGAAUGAGAGCUUCACCAACAGCCAGCCAGUGAAGAUGAUCAGGAUUAUUUCUCAUUCGCAACAAAUCUUGAACACCAGGAUUACUCAUUUUGUUCAACCAAGUUGUACACGUUAUAAAAAUAUUUUAGUAUAAGUACAGUAUAUGAUAUAUUUAACAAAUAUAAAACAUUUUCCGUGUUGAUAUGCAGUUAUAUCAACACAAGUGGAAAUUGGGAAAACGAGAAAUUGUGUGGAAACACGACAUCAAUAUGGAAAAAAUGUUUUAUAUUUGUUUUAUAAUAUAGCACAAAGAAAUAUAAAGAAAGAAAUUUUCCGUGUUGACAUUGAGUUAUAUCAACACGGCUCUUAGCCAAUCAGCGUUCAGAAUUUACAAAUGCUAUAUUAUAAAAGUUAUUAUAAUAUAUAAUUGAAGAACGUUUUUAUCAACGCGGGCAUGGAUUGGGGGUAGUGGUUAAAAAUUGUGUUUGUGUGAGUUUGUGGUAAUCUUCAACAUAUAUGACAAAACAUAAGAUUUUUAAAGUUUUUUGUUUCCUUACAGCUUACGGCUUGCUGCUUACAUGAGCGCUAUAAUGCAAAAUGCCGUCAAAUUAGUUGUACUAUCUGUGGGUUAGGUGAAAGGGCCCACACUAGUAAUUGGCAUAUGCUGUUGUGGCGACUCUGCCCUAGUUGGCAAAGCUAAAUAAAUAAACAAAGCCCAUGCAUUGCCAUGCUUUUGGCUUAAGAGUUAAAACCAUGCUUUUAGCGCAUGCAGUGCAAGCUGUUUUAUUUGAAGGAGUUUUUAAUUACUGAUUACACUAAGGUUUUUUGUAAUGCUAUACUGGGAAAAUAGUCACAUUUUUAGGGGUAUACUUUACAAGGCUAUGCUUUAAGCUUGACCGGCCAGAAAUUUGGUAUGUCCGAGCUAAAAUUGAGUUGGCCGGUCACCUUGACCGGCGAUCCUCCAGCCGUUAUUUCGCGGCCCCCCUGGAUCACUACGGCAAAAAAGCGCGGGAAUAUUUUUGCUACUUUUCAGCUAUACUUUCCUCGAUAAAGCUUAUGCUUUAAACAUUAUCGUGCUUAAAUAAAGUCAUUAUUAUUAUUAUUAUUAUUCGAUAAUUUUUACAAACGUUUUCGUUGUUUUAAUCAAUACAAUGUACUUUUGACUGACAACCGACUCAGUUAUUUUAAUACAUUAUGUGUAAAAAGCCUGGUUUAUUAGACAGUUGAAACAACUCUAAAGACUAAUAGCUAUUAUUAAGUCAAAAAGAAGUUUUUUUGCCUUGUUUGCCUUUACCGUAGAAAAAACACACUUGCAAAACGGGAAAACUCGUGAACUGGAACUUGGCUUUGAACAUUAAAAUGUACUUCGGAUUGCAAAAAUCGUUAAAACUAGUACAAAACAAACGAGCAAUUCAAAACAAGAAAAAAUGUAAACAAAGACCAAAACACAACCAUGACUAGAACUCAGUACAAAUAAAUUAAAAAAAAUACAAUGAUAAAUACCCAUAAAUGACUGCCCCGUUUUCUACCAAUAAAGACAAAGCCUUAAAUCAUCAAGAUAUUAAUGAAAUUUCGAUUAUUUUAUGCUUCUGAAGCCCUCUCCAGUGGUGCAACGCUCAUUAGAUAGGGUUAGUUCAAAAACUAAGGACCCCCUCUUCCUCCAUUACGCCACUGCCCCUCUCGCAAUGCUGCAUGUAGCAAGAAGCAAGCUACUCAGCUGAUUAUCAACCGGCCAAUCAGAAAGUUCUUGCUUGCGUUAGGAGAAAAUGUAAUUUAAUCAGAAAGAAAUUUAUCUUUUUGGAUGAAACUCUAUAUUGUAAAAUAAUUUCUUCAUGAUUUGGCAUGCUCAAUCAAGUAAUAUAAUGAGAGUUUACGAUCCACGACGCGGCUAGAUGAAGCUAGAGAAGACGCGUUAUAGAAAGGUUUGGUAACUAGCGCGGCCAACGCGUCUUGUGUUAUUCCAACGUGUAGUCAACGAUUCUACGACGCAAUUUUGUCAAUGGACCAUUUGCAUUAUAGACUAAAUUUUGAUCUAGACAAAAAUUUCAUCACAGCUUGAAAGAGCAUCACAAAAUUAGUAAUAUUCCAAAGUUUCGUUGCAAAAGUUGUAAGAUGCGGAUAAUAUAGCCUUGUAAAAUUUGCAAUUUUCAGUCAUUUUGUAUUAUACAAACGCGAAAUUGAUGCCCCAACACCCGAUUGGGCUGUCAAUUUCCCGUGCGUAAUACAAAAUGACUGAAAAACGGCAAACUUCGCAUUUUGUCUAGAUCAAAAUUUAGUCUAUAAUGCAAAUGGUCCAUUGCAAAGCCUGAUUGUUGUAUCUUGAUAAUUUAUUAUACAGUAGAAGCAUGAAAAUAUAAAUAGUUGUCGAAUAAAGUUCAAUAUUUUGAACAGUACCUUUAAUUGUGGGGUUCAUUUCUGCCAAGUAUGAAGAUGAAAAAUCGAUAACGCAAACUCGGAUCGGAGAAUACAAAAUCAAUUAUAUAAGGUCCCGUGUACUGCAUUAUGCUCAAUAUUUAUUUUGGGCACCCGUACCAAUUUUAAUAUAAUAGGCAGAACAAAAGCCAAUUGUGAAUAGGCCUAAAACCUCGAAUAAAACCUAUAUCUUUGUGUUUUAAUCGUUUUUCCGAAAUAAUAUACCAUCAAGGUCCCUGACUGAAAGUUUAGAAAUUGCGCAACCGAGAUUUCGAAAAUUUACAUGCAAAAAACAUAAUAAUUCAACAGAACAUCACAACUGUGCUACCGAUAUAUCAGCUGUUGGCGUUGCGUAAUACAAAAUUUCCACGCUGGUCCGACGAGGUCGAAUACAAUGUCGAAUGCAGUGGAAUGUUUAUACCUUAAAUUUCUUCGAAACUUUAUUGAUCUAUAAUACUAAAAGCAAUCCGAAAUACUAGUAAGUGUUGUCGGUAUAGAGCGACAUGAAUAAUGGAAACUUGAUACUUUACCUCACAUUUGCCAGACGAAACAGCACCUCGCAUACAAAACAACUUUGCUUUCGCUUUCGAAGCGUAUUGAAGGAAGCUACCUUACACAACUUGAAGUAAGCCCGGCAUUUGUCAAAAAAGGCGAAGACGAAGCGCAAACCCGAUUUUGCCUGGUAUGACAAACUGCAUCAGUUCUGAGAACGCAACCGGAUAUUAUCACGCAAUUAAAGAAAAUAUACGGAAGUGAAAAAUGAAGCAAGUUAUUCUUGGUUCAGCGGUUCUGUACCGAAACCAUCGAUGAUAAGUACUUCUUCUUGCACGGAUAUUUUGUUUCCGUAAAUGUAUGUUAGGGUUAGGGAUAGGUUCAGAUUCCAGCCGUUGGGUUCUCGGCACUCCCCCCUCAGUGCCGAGAACCCAGCGGCUGGAAUCUGAGCCUAGGUUAGGGAUAUAUUUAAGUUUAUGAUCAGGCUCAUACAUGUAUCCAAGAUAUCCGUUGAAAAUUAGGCAUACAUGCCGAAACCUUACAGGCUAAAAAACGAGCCGAUAGAACGCAUUUUAUAGAAAAUACAAAAACGGGUGGGAUUCAAUUCCCCCAACUCAAGUAUCAAUUAAAAAAAUAAAUACUCACCCCAGGCCAAAAUUUUACAAAAAGAUAAUACCAUUCAGUUGUCACACAUGUCUCAUAGUACAACUUCUGUGACAUGAGUUUGGUAACUGCUUGGAGACAUUAUUUGCCUUUGGACACAUAUUGGUUGAAGAUAGUGACUCGGAUUGAUUUACAUAUUGUAUUGGCAUAUGACUGUUGACAUUGCUUUUUAGUCUUCAAUAUUUGAAUGAGUCAUACUGUGGAAAUGACAAUAUAUUUUUAUUACCCAACCCUUGGGUGGUUUUGUUUACCAUUUUCCCAACCUUUUACUCACUUAAAAUUUUGUUUCACCAUCCUGAGAUUUAUAAUUCUGACGAUCCGGUGGACUUGUUACUUUGUGGCUUCAGUGGUUUAAAUGUUAAAGGGCAAGAUUUUUUUGUUAAUUAUUUCGCUGGAGAUUUAAACAAGACAUAACAUAUAAUUCUCUCUUGUCUUAAAAACAGAUGGAUGCCCCACAGAAAAAGAGUACAUUGCUCGAUAUUGCCAGCAUUCUCAUCGUCCAACCAAUAUCCCACAUUGGGAAUUUUAUUUGGCGCUAAACCUCUUUAGAAUGGCAGCAAUUGCUCAGGUACAAAUUCUUAUGUUUUUUUGUAGAAAACACCACGCGUUUGUUUUUACAAGGCAACAUGUUUAGUUGUUACUCUCUAAGAACACAAUGGAUAACAAUUUACUGGUUAAUCUAAAAUUAACAUUGUUGAGGUAUCGAUCUUCAUGUUCCUGGUUAGUGAAUUUCGAUGGGAUUGUGUCAUUGUGUUAAAAAACUGCAAAAUGCGAUCAGAUUUGAAAUGUUUGAAACCACCUGACAUUCUGUCCGACCUAAGUGAAACUGCAGGUUUAUUGUUUGUCCAAGCCGAGUGUAUUGGUGUCCGACCGAAUUGUAGUUUGUCCGACGUAAAUCAAAAUGUACCCUAGUUCAGGACUAAAUGCUCGUAUGUUAAAUGGAGAAUCAGAGUAAUGUAUAAAAAGUGAACCAGAAAUGUUGUUUUAAUUUAAUCGAGCGCAGGGUGGCGAGCGAAAUGCAUGGUGAUGUGGAAAACGGGCUUACAAGUUGUCGAAGUCUUACUGGAGUUACUGCUGCUAUCAACAAGCAAGUUAAUUUUGGCUUGGAAAUAAGUAUGAAUGACACAAAUUAUUUAAUAUCUUCACAACAUUUACUGUUCCGAAUUAAUGCAUUGCGCUGAUAUUAAUUUGUGUCAUUCAGACUUAUUUCCGAGCCAAACUGAACUGAAGAUCAUCCUGCUAUGUGCGGCCUGUUUAUUUUGGCAUGGGGGAUUUAAGAAAUUAGAUUUCGCAAUCGUAGGAAAUGACACAGCAUUUGACCUUUUGUUACCUAAGCUUUGCACAAUACCUAAAAACAAACAUAUUCAUCUUUUAGGGUGUUUAUGCCCGUAGUUUACAAGGCAAUGCUUCAGCGGAGAAUGCCAGAAUACAUGGCACGGUUGUACAACCCCUACUUCGUCAAGCGUUGAGAAUUAUAAAAAUGUAAGUAUAGCUGUAAUACCGUCGUAAAUAAUUAUAUAGAAUUCUUCAAACGAUUGGUGUCUUGUGCACAUUUUGCUGAAAUUAAUUAUAUUAAUAAUAUUUCCUUAGGGAGACCAUUUCUUCUCAACCAGUUGUCAAGAACUCGGCUGGGCCUAUCACUGACCUUUUUCCAGUUUCUGAGAAAGCCAAAGAACUGCUGGCCAAGACAAAAGUAUUCUUGAAAGAGCAUGUGCUUCCUGGCGAGAAGGUUUAUAGAAAAAUCUCAUGCUUUAUAAUUGGAUAUAGGUCGUGUUAUAACAAUCAUUGAUCGUCUGAUAUAUUUGUGGUUUAGGAAUACUUUGAAUUUAUGUCCAAAGACAAAGAUGCUUGGCAAAUUCCACCGAUUCUUGAAUCAUUAAAGGUAGGGAAAUGAUGUAAAUGAUGUUUACAAAUUACGGCAAGGUUCUUCUCUUCUCGAGUUUCAUCGUACCUGAAAAAUAGAAGCAGAACUUCGACGCUUCGAGCGAAGGCCUGUCGUCGAGAAAAUUAUAAUAGAGACUGUACGAUUUUAGGACGGCAACGCGACGACGACGGCCAAAACAAACUCCUUCGAAUAAAUAGUAGGCCUAGUAAAGAUAAUUCGUCGUACAUUAUCAAUCGUAUGAAUUUAAUACAGUUUUAGAAGUUGAAGACAUGGGUUUUAUGGUUGGGAAGAGUUCUCCUGAACCCAGUUUGAAGUUGCACUUGUUGCGGCUUGAAAUGCAGCCGUUGUAUCAAGACGUGAAAAUCUGUGAUUUGGGGUUGUAAACGGAGUGAGGACAAUGUCUAAAUUAUUCAUAUAUUGUAAUUCUUUUCAACGAUCUAUUGUAUUGGUAGCCGUUGCCGUCGCGUUGCCGUCCUAAAAUCGUAAGGUCUCUAAUACCGUGAAACGCAGGCGGGAAUCUAGGCUUCAUCUGCAAGGAGGGGUGCACGUUCUCCAUGGGGUGGUACACGAGAAAGCCUUACUGUCCAUUCUCCUCUGCAGUUCUGCAACGCUACUAUCCCAACAAUACCAUUAUAUGAGAUGGCCGAAUCUGCAUGUUUGCCGUUCUGUUACGUUUUACAUUAUCUUUCGUUUAUAAAGUUUAUAUCGGCUGUUUAUCGCGUAUCCGUGACUGGACAGUUGCUGUAGUACAGUACAGUAAAUUUCCUUGUUAAAGCACACUAUAUUUGAAAAUACGGCUGUAUAAAAAUCUCGACAUGUUUACAUAUUUAGCCAUGAUAUUUGAUUAUCCAAUGCAUUCUGAGUACGUAUUUUCACGUGAGCUCACAAAUCAAUUAAGUCAUCUCAAGAAAUCGACACCCACUAACAGCAGAAGUUUCGUUAAUCUCUAUUCGAAAAGCAGAAAAUGUAUAGGCAAGCAGAUUUUUUAGGUUGGUGCUGGACUUCUCGGGGGGGGGGGGAUACUAGACACCACUAGGUGGGGUAUACACCCCCUGCACCUUUCUUGUUAUCGCCACUACCCACAAUGGCACAGGCAGUUGAAGAUUACUCUCCUUCUACUAAUUUUACUGACGAAGGGACUUCGCUUCACACCACGAUAAAAACUGAUAUUCAUCCUUAUCCCUAGGGACACGAUUCGUUGGUUAUGCUAAUUAUCAUUAUGCUAAUUAUUAUAUGAACAGGGAUGGAAGUGGGCGAGCCGUGCCCUCCGAAAGAAUGAUUAGAGUGGAAGAACUUAAUAUUCUUUGCUGUCUCAAGUGCAAACUUAUUAUAUAUUGAAUACUCAUGAUUCCCCAUUACAUGAUUUGAAACAGUUGUUGUGGUUGGUUACGUUUUUCAACCGUGGAAGAUUUUGUCAAAUCUUCCCCCAAAAUACGUGCAGGAAUCGAAAUGCCAUUGAAGAGACUCUAGAUUUCACUGAUUUUCUGGGGAACAUGUCAAAUCGAUCGAGUUUGUAUGGCUUGACCCUCCCCACCCAACCAUAAUUCUGCGACCUAUGCAAAUUAAGAGUCAAUCAUAAUUUACAACCUUUAACAUUAAAAAGCUAAUUCAAGUGUAAAAUGUUUUUACUAAAAUCUUCUGUCAGUAUUGCAUGACACUGUAACCUAGCAUAUUAUAUCUUGAUUUGACUUUUUCUGUGUUAGUGCAUGUUGUGUACUCAGGUGAAUAUGAUGUUUGUGAUGUUACUCUGAGUGUAUAUCCACACCGGGCGAGCUUGAAAAAUAUGCCCGGCCACGGUGGGAAUCGAACCUACGACCUUUGGAGUACUAGCCCGGCUCUGCCAACUGAGCUACCCGGUCAGGUCGGUUCGAGUAAGUGAUAUAUUUCGGAACAGAAUCUAGUUCCUUCGGUACCAAUGUAAUCUAGUAAUAUGACUUUUUCUGUGUUGGUGUUGUGUACUCAGGUGAAUAUGAUGUUUGUGAUGGUAAGUCAGAGUAACAUCAGAGUAACAUCACAAACAUCAUAUUCACCUGAGUAUACACAACAUCAACACAGAAAAGUCAUAUUACUAGAUUACAUUGGUAUCGAAGGAACUCAGUUCCGAAAUAUCACUUACUCAAACCGACCUGACCGCGUAGCUCAGUUGGCAGAGCAUUGGGCUAGUAUUCCAAAAGUCUUAGGUUCGAUUGCCACCGUGGCCAGGCUUAUUUUUCAAGCUCGCCCGGUGUGGAUAUACACUCAGGAGUAACAUCACAAACAUCAUAUCUUGAUUUGUUCUCGUUUUGAGCAGAAAGUGGCAAAAGAACAAGGAUUAUGGAACUUAUUCCUUCCUGCCGUUUCUGGUUUAAAUCAAACCGAGUAUGCACUGAUAGCAGAAGAAACAGGACGCUUCUUUAUCGCACCUGAAUGUUUAAAUUGUUCAGCACCAGGUAAGAAGCGAAAAGUUACUCAUGAUAGCUAGUUCAUUUUGUCAGAGAGCUGUGUAACUCCAAAACUGUUCUUCGUUGAGGUCUAGUAAGGGUAAUCUUUCAUUGGUACACUCAUGGUUGAUAUUUGACUUUCACAAUGAUCUAAUAGUCUGAUUUAGAAAACACGACGCGAACUGAAAAGACGCCGCCUUCGGAACAAACAAAUUCUUCAUGCAAAACAAAAAGUUUGAAUAAUUUGCGGUCCCAGCAGCAUCUUCAACAACGUUAUCGUUCUGAAUACCACAUUAAACUAAGAUUUUCACGUCACUGCAGCAACGUGACGUUGGCGGAGUUACAUAAAAUAUGUCUCAUAGCAGACACCGGAUAUUUUUUUCGGAACUUAGCCGUUUGUAAAGUUAUUUUAAAAAGCUUCAAUUUAUGACAGUAAUCAGGUUCCCUAGCAACCUCGUUCCCAGGGUCUCUCCUUCUAUCCUGGGUGCGAGGUUGGUUCGCUGGCUCUCAAUCUUGAGCUGAAAUCGAGACUGCGUUGUCGUGUUUGCCUCGUCGUCUUUUCUAAAUGUGUCUAAUGAUUCCUUACGAUUCUCCCAUAAUGCAGUAUGUGUGAAAGUUGAAAAUGUUCUUCAAUCUUCCUGCUAAGAAGAGACCAACCAAACUGGGAUAAAAAUCGAAAUUUUCAUUAUCUUUACAUGAGACCGGUACAACUAAAUCACAAAACUUUCAAUUUGUUCCCCCUGUCCGCCAUUUUCUUUUCUUGCAGUGCUUUUGUGAGCAUGCAUUGUUCCGAAGCCAAGAGCACAGCCAAGAUCACUCUGAAAUGUAUCUGUGGUUACAUCACCCCGCUACGAAUUCAUCCCGGUCUGAAGAUAGUCGGUUCGGUCCAGCGAGUGGGAUGACUUCAGAGCGGUCUGAGCAAUUUUUUCAUGUAAACAGCUAUUAUGAAUAAUACUCUGACUGAAAUGAAAUCGUCCUGGUCUCAUCUAAGCGGGAUCUAAGGCGAAUGUUGGUAGUCCUGUUCGCAGGCUACAGGAAAUAGGAACCCGGAGUCCACUAUUUCCAGGUCUGGUUGUUCCAAGCUCGUGCAUAUCUAGUAUACACAACAGCAACGUGGCACAGACCCUUUAACGAAUUUCCGAAUCAUUUCAGAUACUGGUAAUAUGGAGGUCCUCCAUCUUUACGGCAGUGCCCAGCAAAAGAAAGAUUGGUUGGAACCAUUACUGAAUGGUGAUAUUAGAUCAGCGUUCUGUAUGACUGAGCCAGCUGUUGCGUCAUCAGAUGCCACCAAUAUGGAAUGUGAAAUAAGAAGAGAUGGAGAACAUUACGUCAUCAAUGGACGCAAGUGGUGGUCAAGUGGUAGGUUGACAAAAGAUCGUAUUUGAUGCUGAGGUUUUUUUGCAUGAGCUCUAUGCGUAGGGAAGUAGGACUUGUUCUCACCUCGUGUAUAAGAAAAACAUUUUUGCCGUCUCGCUUUCGCAAACACUUAAUGGACCCAUUCCCCAAUGAACAAAAUUUUGAUCUAGACAAGUCUAGACAAACAUUUCACGACAGCUUAAAAGAGCAUCGCAACAUCAGUAAUAUUCCGAAGUUUCGUUGCGAAAUGUUGUAAAAUGCGGAUAAUAUAGCACUGCGAAGUUUGCCGUUUUUCAGUCAUUUUCUAUUACGCCCGGGAAAUUGAUACCGCUUUCUGAAAAAAGGUAUCAAUUUCCCGUGCGUAAUAUACAAAAUGACUGAAAAACGGCAAACUUCGAAGUGCUAUAUUAUCCGCAUUUUACAACAUUUCGCAACGAAACUUCGGAAUAUUACUAACUUUGUGAUGCUCUUUCACGCCGUAAUAAAAUUUUUGUCUAGAUCAAAAUUUUGUUCAUUAGGUAAUAGGUCCAUUCAAUGGCCUCCGUGCAACUAAUCUAUUUUCGUAUGGAGUCUAAAGACAUCUUUGCCUGGCUAAAUUUCGACUGAUACUAACCAACAAACAAUUGAAGAUUGUUCUAGAGACGAGAUUUUGGGUACAUAGUGAGAUCUCGCCAAGGAAAUGGAAGGCUGGCCUUCGUAAAUAACGGAGUUAAGGAAAAACGCGAGAUCUCGCACAGGAAUGCCCCAAAACAGCCCAUCGCGGCAAGAGUGCGUUUGGGUUUCGGUUGGAUCGAGGUUAGGUUGCCCCAUUGGGUUGCCCUUGCAGUUGCGCUGUAGCUAAGCGGGUUAAGUCGAGAUCGAUUGUGGUUUGGGUCAACAACUAUCUGUUGGUUUCCUAGGCGCAGGUGAUCCAAGAUGUAAGUUACUCAUUGUGAUGGGUCGAUCAGCAGAUACUCAAGCCCCAAGGUAAGUUUGAAUUAAGGAUCUUGAGUAAAAUUAUAUUUUUCCUUUAACCGCAGUAUGGUUACAUGUAUCUGAGGGAAUCGCUGUAAUUUUGUCUCAACCAUAAAAAUUCAGUUUAGGAAAUGUUAGAGAACAACGGUUACCAGUACUGUCUGUGCGCUCCUCUUCCAGUAAACCUGAUACUGAAGGUCGAGGGUAGGGUAUUGUUGCUUUGCAGAUGACAGGUGACUUUCCUGCUUUAACCUGAUGUACUUGAAAACUCUCUCCUGUGUGCUUCGAGGGUUUUUCUCCGUGUUUACUCCGGCUUUCAUCCCUUUGAAAACUAAUCCUUCCACCUUUAAUAGCUCUGUGAUCAGACAUGGGCCGUAUGGUGCUAGGCAGAGGCGUCCUAGUAAGCCUUCGACUCGGUCAGAUUUGAGUCUUUCGCAAUUUAGCUGAGAGCUUGGAGGAAAGAUUAUUAGCACCCCGGGAUUGUUCUGAAAUAUCUGAAAAAGAUCACAAUACGGCAACCUGUUGUCAGUGUUGAUGAGAAUAUCAUAGUUUGAAAAACAUGUUAUUUCAAUGUUUCUAGACACAGACGGCAUUCAAUGAUCAUUGUUCCAAUGGAAACUAGAGGAGUGAAAAAAAUACGAUCUCUGACUGUAUUUGGUUAUAAUGGUGAGUUGUAUGCCCAUGUCUGUCUGUCUGUCUGUCUGUCUGUCUGUCUGUCUGUCUGUCUGUCUGUCUGUCUGUCUGUCUGUCUGUCUGUCUGUCUGUCUGUCUGUCUGUCUGUCUGUCUGUCUGUCUGUCUGUCUGUCUGUCUGUCUGUCUGUCUGUCUGUGUAUCUGCCCUGUCUUUCUCUGUCGUCCUUUAACAUUUUAAAUCUGUUCCGUUCAUUCGUGGUUGUCACGACCAAAUCAUUGUCACCGAUGUAAAUCGGUGUGGAUCUAUCCUGUCUUCAGCGUGCUUUAUGCAAAUCAGCUUUGCUGAUCAAUAUUCUUUUACAUCCGCCACCUUGAUAUGGUCGUGACAGCGACGACUGAGUUGAAACUAAGCUCUAAUUAUAUAUUUCACAGAUGCUCCUCACGGUCACUUGGAAAUCGUUUUCGACAACGUUCGCGUUCCUGCGUCAAACAUGAUACUUGGUAAGUAUACAAUUAACAAAGUGUUGAAAUUUUUGCCAGUCGCAUGCAACCGUCUUGAGUUGUACUGUGUGAAUCAAGCACACUGAACACAUUACAUUAUUAUUCAGCUUACUCCCCAUUGGGGCUUUUCAGUGACCGAUUACAUCAAUGUUACUUACUUAGUUAUGUUACUUACUUAGCUUAGACUAUUUAUCUUUACAACAAUGGACCUUUCCCCUUAUAACUAAAAUUUCGAUCUAGACAAAAAUUUCAUCACAGCUUGAAAGAGCAUCACAAAAUUAGUAAUAUUCCAAAGUUUUGUUGCAAAAUCUUGUAAAAUGCGGAUAAUAUAGCCUUGCGAAGUUUGCCGUUUUUCAGUCAUUUUGUAUUACAAACGGGAAAUUGACAUCCGAUUCGGGUGUUGGGCUGCAAUUUCCUGUUUGUAAUGCAAAAUGACUGAAAAUUGCAAACUUCGCAAGGCUCUAUUUUCCUCAUUUUACAACAUUUCGCAACGAAACUUUGGAAUAUUACUAAUUUUGUGAUGCUCUUUCAAGCUGUGAUGAAAUAUUUGUCUAGACUUGCCUAGAUCAAAAUUUUGGUUAUAAGGGGAAAGGUCUAUUGAGAUAUUACUUUCCUAACUGUAUUCACCCAAACCUACCUUGCCAACUUGUCCUGUGGGAGGAAACCGGAGCACCCGGAGAGAACCCACGACUUUCGGCAGAGCGUUGACUGACUCUUUUCACAUGAGUCCGUAGCGAGAAUCAAACCCACGAUGUCUGAGGUGAAAGACGCUUGCUUUGGCGACCCCAUAUGACAACGUCGGCGAGUUGUGUGCUUGAUCUACACACGUAAAAACGCACAAGUUGUUACAGGUCUGCAAACAAGUUGUUACAAAUCUGUUCACAAGCUGUCGACAAGUUGUGUUCGCACUGCUUGUUCCUAGUUGUUGUAACAAGCCGUUGACAUCUUGUAACAAGCUUGAUGGCAUUAUCAGACUUGUUACAAGGUUGUUCUAACCAGUCUGGUACAGUCAUGAUAAAACAAGAAUCUUACAAGGUUGACAACACAUGGUUGUAACAAUAUUGUUAUAUCAUGACUGCAUGUACCAGAUUUGUUGGAAAAACCUUGCAACAAGUCUGAUAAUAUCAACAAGCUUGUCACAAGUUGUUAACAACUUGUUCCAAACUUGCUGACAACUUGGGACAAGCAGUGCGAAUACAACUUGUUGACGGUUUGUUGGCAGACUUGCUACAAGAUGUGAAAUUUUUACGCAUGUACGCAGCACAACUCAAGUUGUAAGCAGGUUGCAUGUGACAGUUUUAGGCAAACGUUGUGUAGUGUAAAGUGGCCUUUGCAAAUAUAUAAACUAUUAUAUUUUGUUUGUACUGAACCCAAGGUGAAGGUCGUGGUUUUGAGAUUGCGCAAGGCCGCUUGGGGCCUGGACGAAUACAUCAUUGUAUGAGAACAAUCGGCACGGCGGAGAGAGCCUUGGAACUAAUGUGUGAACGCGUGACGUCAAGAACUGCUUUUGGAGAACUUCUAGCAAAAAAGGUAGCGUUCAUUUAUCUUUCAUAUCGUUCAUUAGCAAAGAGGAGGGGACAUUCCAUCAGUCAAUCUUUCUUUCUUUUCGAUGUGCCCAUCCAGCGAUGUGGCUCUCGUCUUAAUGGGAGGGUCUAUACCCAAACAGUGACGGAAAUUUUUUUUUGGGAGGGGGGCUAAAACACAAGUUUAGAUCUUCAUUUAAACACUGCCAAAAAAUUAAUUGGGAUAUAUUUCUCACGGAUUUUGUGUUUUAUUUACAAGGUUUUAUGAAUGUGUAUUUAAAAUCUGCAUGCGUUACAAUGGCAACGGACAUGGUAUUUUUAAAAUUUUCAUUGUUUUUUGGUGUAAUAUGUAAUGCUUGCUUGAAAUCAGAGAGAAUAGUCAAGAAGGGUCAGCAAACGCUCUGUUCAGCGGCUUUUACUUCAAAACAAUGUAUUGUUUAGCGUAUUGUGGUUUCGUGUAAAGCGAACUCAUUCAACAGCAGGUUGAAAUCUUUUUCUGGUGAUGUUAUAAAAGCGUUUUAGUUAGUCAAGUGUUUGGUAAAAGAAAGAGAAGUGUUUAUCGUAAGUCACGAAAAGGACUUGGCUUUGUUGGUGUGCAAAAGCAAGCGUUGCAAGCGUCUGAGAACAAUCAAUCGGUCCUUGAGUGAUCACGAAGUGAUGUGAACAAGGCCCGUGACUGUACACGUUGGAUAGCUCCUUGCCUUUUUCUUCUAUUUCAUAAAGCUUGCUGGGAAGUCAAGCGGUUGGCGAUAACACGUUGGCUAUCUCCUCGUCUUUCUCGUUUGAAUAAAAAGAGCUCUGACGAGUCAAGAGAUUUUCUUUAGUCUCAGUUAUUUUGUAUGAUACAAAGACCCGCUUCUGUUUAAUAGUUGUUUAUGCUACUGACUGAUGACAAUAUGUUUUUCGCUCUUUGUACUGAGUGUAGCCAUCUACUCUGUGGUGUAGCAGUGUAGCACCUUAUAUACAGUCGAUGUAUAAUGAAUAUACGGUCUAAACAAUAAAUAUCGGCCACUUAAUUAAAAUAUGAAUUGAAUGCCGGUAAAAUACAAAACAUCAAUUUAUAUAUUGCGUAGAAUCUCAAUAUUCAUGUCUGAAAUAUGUAUAUAUAUGAAAACAGACUGUAUCGCUUCUUCCUAGCUCUGUAUAAUGAAUAUACCGUCAAAAUAAUAUCGUCAAUUGAAUGCCGAAUCUCAAAGAUUUUCUCAAUAUUUACGUCUGAAACGUUUCAAGUUUAUACACACAUUUGAAAUAAAGCACUGCCUAGGUCCUUCCCUGCUCGGUAUAAUGAAUAUAGCCUACCGUCUAAAUAAUAUCAGUACUUGAUUGAAUGCCCAUAAUGCAUAACAUCAAUUUAUAUAUUGUGCAGAUUCUCAAAGAUUUAUUUACUUAAUUUUCAAGUCUAAAAUAUUUAUAUAUUUGAAAACAGCUUGAUACGGCUUGAUAGCGCAUGCGCAUUUGCGCUGCUAAAGAAAAAAUUGGGUGUUUCCGGGGAAAGAUCCUUUACACAACAUGAAAAGCGAAUGGUCUAAAAUUUUUAAAAAAUUACAAAAACGACAAGGAUUCCUCGAAAUUUUUGUGAACUUGGCAAAAGGACAAAAUAAUAUUAAAAUAAAACAACUGAAAUUGCGUAAAUGACUUUCAAAACACUGAUUAAGGUAAUUCCGCAGUUUUGCAUUGCGCACUUUUACUGCGUACAUCUUGUAACUUAUAAUUUCAUCCAUUAUACGUACCGUUUAAAAAAAAUCAUUUUAUGACAAUUUUGUGUUACUUCAAAACAUCUUUGGUUACAUUCGUGCAAAGAAUUACGUUAAAAUCAAUGUUUUCAAAAAAGGCAUACAAAAGUGUAGCUAGGGUUCCUGUGUCUGUAGUAUAUUUAUUUACUUAGCUUGUAUUUCACGUUUUAAUGCCACAAUUCCCUUAAAAGAUCGGUGACCCCUGCUUUUUAACUGAUAAUUUAUUUCUUUAAUGCAUUUUACAUUUCAUAUCCGAAAUUAAAAGAAAAAUCAUUUCUGGAUCUUGAAAAAAAAUGCUUUAUCAAUCCAUGUUCUCAAAGAAAGAUAUAUAAAGAAAUGUGGAAAAGACAUUUGUGGAUCAGAAUUGUACACGUUAGUAGUUUCAUUUUGCUCAAAACACAAUAUUUUUUCAAAAAUAAUUACAAGAUAGGUUUGCUAAAGCAAAAUCCGCGCUAAAAACGUCAAUAAAUAUCGGGCUGUUGUGAGUUUGCUGUUGCUCGUAAUGAGCGUCAAGAUGGCGCCAUAUUGGGGUAAAGGUGGUAUAUUGCGAUUGUCAUAUAUCUUCUUAACGAGUUCGGUUACCCCGACUUUUUUGUGCGAUUUUAUUUUAAGUAUAUCAUAAACUCCAUGCUUGGGAAGUUUCAGCACAUUCUCAUUUCGGGAACAAUUACUGCGGAAUUACCUUAAGUACAUUAAAUCAUUACAAACAUAAAUCGUAAGUGAAACUUUACACUAAAAAUGUGAUAUUUUAAAGUUGUAUAAAGUGCAUGCAUGAUUACCUAAUAAGUUCUCGUUCAACAUAUAUUAUUAUAGUUUGCAAUUGCAGUUUUGCCUUCUCGAAAACAACUUGAGAACAGGUGCGAUGGUGAGACAUGUAAAUGAAAGUUUGUUUUGAAAGUACAAGUAGUCAAGUGAAAAAGCACUUUUCGUCGAAAUUAAUUUCGUCAUAAUUACAAAGUAAAAAGAAACACAAGCUCGCGUCUCGCUUUCGAUUUUCACAUUAAAAACUAUAUAUCUCAUGUUAUUCUAAACCACUCACAAUAAGAAAGUAACUAUGCAAUAUACUACUUUCGAAAUAAAUAUUUCGACCAAUGGCAAUGCUCCGUGAUGGCAAAAUAUUCUCAAAAUUUUCAAACAUUUGCGGAAAUGCAGGAGGUCGCUGUAUAUGAGAGAAACAUUAUAUAGACAUUGCAAGCUGUCUGCAAAUUUUAGGUUUCGUAAAAUGUUUUAUCCACAAAUUUCGUCGUCUAAUCGCGAGUUAAAUCGCCUUUAAAUUUAAUUGCCAUGCAAGACUUGAUUAUUCUUAUUUUGAUUAUCUCGGUAUUUUUUUAACAUGCAGCUAUUCCAGUAUUCCUAAUUGUUAUUCUUUUGAAUUUUGACUAUUCUUUCAGAAAACACUCAGACAUACCGGCGUUUGUAAUUAUCAUGGAACGGCAGAAAAAUCGGCCAUUUUAAAUUGGUCAUGUUAUAGUUCAGUUUUUAACGCAAUGAUACAAAAAAUAUUUCAUUUGGUAGUUAAAGGCCUAAUCUUUACUAGGAUGGGAAAAUUAAAUGUAUACAUACCCAAUACUUAACGCACAAAAACAUGGCAAAUUUUUUAUACACCUUGUAUAUAAUUAAAUAAUUUGAAGAAAUGAAAGCAUUUUUACUUUUCUACGUUUUAUUCGACUAUAUUUUAGUCAUGUUCAGGAAUGGAUGAAAUUACAAGCAUAACAGUGCCUUAUAUACCCUAGUUACAGCUACUGUUUUUCUUAAAGCUGAUUUCCACUGUUGUGUUUUUCGUACGCACGUACACACGCACGUAAAACUUUGAAUCCUUCUAUUUUUUUAAAAUAUUUUACAAAUAAGUUAACAAACGCAUACUUAAACUUGCAGAACACUAAAUUAUGUUGCUUUAUUUAUUUAGUUAUUUCACAAGUAAUAUUUAAACGGAUUUAAAGUUUUACGUGCGUAUAUACGUAUGUAUGAAAAACGCAACAGUGGAAAUACAUACAUACUUUAUUGUGUUCCUCAAAGAGGCUUUUCAACACUAAUUUACAUGGAAUGGUGAUUAAAAAACAAGGUUAAGAUUACAUAUUUAAACUUUACUAGGAAAAAUCUUCUAUUAUUAAAAUAGUCCAUUACUAAGCAUACAGUCUGUCUAACAUGUCUUUCUUUAAUUUAUUCUUAAUGAUGAUAUGCAUAUUAAUAUAUAGAACAAUAUAAGUGUAGAGUUCGUUGCGUUCACAUUUACUAUGAGCAAGAUAUUGUUAGUGAGUUUCCUUCAAAUUUUAUGGGUUUUUUUGGAAGAAGGGUUAUUAGUGCAGCUAGGAUUUAACCCGUCGACAUAUUCAGGCUUUUCAGCGCUUUCCAUCCUUCGGUACGUAACACCUUGUUUUUCCAGUAAAAGAUUAAACAGUUAAAUGUACAAUUCAUCAAAGCUAUGGUUUUUACCCACAUCGCUGCAAGGUUUGCAUUAUCUAAACCAAUUUUUGUCCCCGGCGAGAUUAUUCUUAAUCCAAUGUUGACGCUCAUUGGGAUGGAUACCACCACAACACAAGCAACUACCAGCAAAUAACUCGAUAUAUUUUUCAAAGAAACCGUCUUUUUCAUACCGGUCGAUGUUCUUUUGUUUUUACGAUUUUUCCUGACGACUAGAAACAGCUUGUAGUUGAUAAAUAACAUUGCAGGAAUGACAAGAAUAGAAAUAAUUAGACAAUGCAAAUGGUAGGAAAUGAAAAAGUUGUUUACAAAUAUCGAAAUCAAAAUUACAUAGACGAUGAUCAGUAUGGCAAGAAGAGUUAAAAGUCUUCUUUUCGUUACCGACGUUCGAUGAAAGAAAGGAUAAGAUAUCGCCAAAUAUCGAUCGAAAUUCGUCACCAAAAGAGCGAAAUAUGAAAAACAAAGGAAAAUACUUGUGGAACUUAAGGAAAUAUGAGGCCAUCUAGCAUUUCCAUCCAACUUUCGUGUCAUCCAUGACAUCGAGAUGAGGGCCAUCAAUGGACUAUUAGUUAAAACUGUAAGCAAAUCGCAGCAGGACAAAACCAUGAUCAUGAAAUAACUUAAUUUCUUUCGGAAUUGUGCAGACCUCCAGAAACUGACUAUGACCAAGGAGUUUAAACAUAUUCCUGAGAAAAAGAAGAAUACGUUCACAGCAAAUAUGAAUAUAAGGUUGAUAAAAUAAAUAGAUUCCAUCCUCGAGCGAGUUCUUCUGAAGAAUUAACGCAACGCAACGGCUGAAAAGUAAUUUAUUGUUGUACAAGGUUGUCACACCUGUUUUUAAUUGGUGACAAUGACAUACUGCUUCGAGUUACAGACAAUGACAUACAUGCUUCGUGACAAUGUGACAAUGACAUACAUGCUUCGAGUUGCCAGUCACGUACGAUCGUUGCCCAAAAUAAAUUAGAAUCACUACCUACCAAAGUGUAUAAAAAUAUUGGCAUUAAGCAAUGGAGAGCAGUGCGCAAGAGCAGCAUUUUCCCCAACAAACAAAUAUUUUCCCGACAUCAUUAGGGAACCAGAAGCACUUAACAUAUAUCAUGCAUAAAUUAUACAAUGGGCUUAUUAGUACGUAUUCAAUUUUAAUCUGUUUGACAAAGAAGGCAAACAUUUUCUAUUUCCUCAUUUACUUUUUAUCUAAAUUUAACAAAAAAUUUAAUUCGUUUGUUCUUGGGUGAUGUUCAAUAGUUGCAUUAAUUUUCGUAGUAAUACAUUUGAUAUUUUAAGUCAUCUUGCUAACAGGCAGACAACAGAUGGUCGAAAUAUACAUGUUCGACUGUUGACUUAUUUUCAUACACAUGUAUAUUUUUGUCGAAAGUGAGAAUUUUACUGGAUUUUAGAUUCUCUUUAAAAUGGGUUCAUUUAUUUUGUAAAUUUCACGAGUUUGAACACUCAAAUAUAUUUUCCAAGAUCAUUUGAUGAUAUCUCAUUGCGAAUAAAAAUGGGAAAAUAGACUUGAAAUUACCGGUCGAAAACAAUUUUUUCUAUCUCUGCUGCCGCAAAAUAUUCUCAGAAUUUUCAAACAUUUGCGCAAAUGGAGGUCGCUGCAUAUGAGAGAAACUAUACAGUAUAGCUAGGCAUUGCAAGUUCUCUGCAAACUUCAGGUUUCGUAAAAUGUUUUAUCCACAAAAUUUCGUUGUCUAAUUGCGAGUUAAAUCAUCUAUAGAUUAAUUGCCAAGACUAGAUUACUUUUAUUUUGAUUAUUCGUGUAUUCUUUUGACAGCUAUGCCUUGUUAUUAUUUUGAAUUUUGAGUAUUCUUUCAGAGAAUAAUUUCAACACUCGCACUCAUUUCAACACGCGUUUGCAAUUAUCUUGCAACGGCAGAAAAAUCGGCCAUUUCAGUUAAAUUGGUCGCGUUAUAGUUCAGUUUUUAACGCAAUGAUAGAAAAAAUCUCAUUCGAUAGUUCAAUGCCUAAUCUUUAUUAGGAUGAGGAAAUUAAAUCCACAUAUAGCCAAUACUUACCACACAAGAACAUGGCAAAUUUUUUAUACACACUGUUUAUAAUGAAAUAAUGUAAAGAAAUGAAAGCAUUUUUAUUUUUCUACCUUUUAUUCGACUUGUCUAUAUUUUAGCCAUGUUUAGGAACGGAUGAAAUUACAAGCAUAACAGUGCCUUAUAUACCCUAGUCGAAGAUGUUGAUAGUGAUUCUGAUUCAGAUCUCAAUCAGAAGAAACUCCGUCACCCAUUAGUGCAUCAAGAAAGAAAUUAAGUCAGCAUAGCUGCCUUGGUGCCCCAAAAGAUGUUGUAGAAAAAGGGAUUGACGACCAAACCUCUGCAUACAGACUUGUUGACAUUCAACAACUGUUAUCUGCUGGCUUUGAUAUUCAUAAAUGUCGAGAAGGUAGGCCUCAUGAUUUUAUUCUAACAUGUAAAAUAUACUUCUGGUAAAAUUUAAAACUAUCUCUUAGUUGUAGAAUGCAGUUUUACUACAAAUUUAUGCUUGUCCAAUCCCCAGUGGACCAAUAAAUACCACUACAUUUUUACUGUCAUCAUCAUAAGACUUGAUGAGUAUAUUUUAGUACGUGUGUGUGUGCUGCCCAAAUGAUAUGUUAUUAUAUCCCACUAAAAUGUUUGAAAACUUUUACAUAGGAAACCUAUUACUUGAAGAAGGCUUAAGGAAACAGGGGUUUAUGUCAAGCCUGAACAUGGUAUGUGAUUCGUGUAAAAAUGUUGAAGUGUUAGAUACAUCUGAUAGUGUAUCGCGAAGGGGGACAUCUUAUGAUGUAAAUCGACGGAUGGUUUACAGUUCAAUUGAAAUUGGUUGUGACUAUGAAGGAUUGGUUACACUAUCCAGGAUUUGGACCUUCCUUGCAUGACUAAAAGUGCAUACCAUACUCAGCUGGAAAACAUCCUGGAAGUAUUGGAAAGUGAAUGCAAAGAUGAAAUGAAGAUGGGUUGGUGUCAAUGUCCGUGAAACAGUAUUGAAGGAGAAUGGAGAAGUGGGUGAUGGUCAGCCAGUAGAAAUUGCUGUCAGCUUUGAUGGAACAUGGGCCAAGCGUGGCUUUACCUCAUCGACUGGUGUUGUUUUUGUAAUUUCGUUGGACACUGGGGAGGUUUUAGAUUACCACGUUCUCUCUAAAACCUGUCAAAAAUGUGCUCUAAAGAAGUCUAAAUGUGAGAAUGGCAAUGAAUUUGAAGAAUGGAAGAUGGAGCAUGAGGCAUCAAAUGAUUGUGACAUUAACUUUCAUGGUAGCUCACCGGCAAUGGAAGCUAAUGGAGCAGAAGUUCUUUGGGAACGAUCGAUAACGUCACACAACCUACAAUAACGAUGGAUGACUUGCGAUGGUGAUAGCAAAGCUCAUAGUGCAGUUGAAGAAGUAUACCCAGGGUGUAAAGUAGAAAAGCUCGACUGUGUGGGACAUGUGCAAAAGCGCAUGGGAAAACGCUUGCUCAACUUGAAAGCUGCUACGAAGGAGAAGUUAGAUAAUGGAAAGACGAUUGGAGGAAAAGGUCGCCUUACUGAAGAAAAUAUAAAGAAAUUACAAAAGUAUUAUGGGCUUGCUAUUCGUCAAAACACUAUUGGCAAGAAUUCACCUUCAGAACAGGAAAUUGAUGUUGCAGUUUACCAAAUGAAAAAGAACAUCAUUGCCUCCCAUUCACCAUAGUGUUCAAUCUGAUGACCUGGCUAAACAACACAGAUUUUUCCCGAGAGGUGAAACAUCAUGGUACAAGUGGCAACAGGAUAAGGCAAGUGGAACAUCAACCUAUAAGGGAGGUGAAUGCUUGCCUUGAAGCCUGUGUAUAUGACUUUAAGUGAUGAUAAUUUACUAAAAAGGUGUGUACUUGGUGCCACACAAGACGUGAAUGAAUGUAUCAAUGGUGUCGCCUGGUCUCGAUGUCACAAGCAGAAGCAUCAUGGGUCUAAAUCUGUUCGUUGUGCUGUUGCCUCUGCUGUUUUACAGUUCCACUGUGGAGCUGCAAGUAGAGGUAUAUACAAGCAAAAGUUCGGCUUCAAAAGAUAGAAAACGCGUGACCACCGCUGAUGUGCGAGCAACCGAAAAAGAGAAAAAGCGACGCCAAGGGGAGAAAAUGAUUUGUUUGAGAAGGGAAGAAGCCUUAAAGAGAGGCAGAAGGUACCACAUAUGAGAUAGAUAGAUAGUUUAAUAAAUCAAAUAUCGCAGCCAAAAAAGGCUGAAUUACAAAUGAUUUACAAAUGAUAUGAAAUAAAAUACUAAGUUCAUUAUUUACAGUUCAUUGUUGCUUAAUAUAUUACUCGCUAAAAACUACAACAUCACUUUCCAAUUCACGAAGCCAAAAAACGGCUGAAUUACAAAUGAUUUACAAUUGAUAUAAAAUUAUUUACAAUUCAUUGUUGCUUAAACUAUUACUACGCUAAAAACUACAACGUCACUUUCGCUGCUUGACUAGGUAUAAAAGAAUUUUUAUAACGGUCUGUUUUGAUUAAAGAAAGUUUGUACUUUCUCACGGUUCGAAUGCUGUCAAAAGACGUAUUUAAACUAGGUAAGAGAUUCUUUAAUUUAUGACUUGGAUCUUGUUCAAUUUGUUCAAAAAGCUUUAUACAUGAAUAUUCUCGUCUGUCAUAAAGUGACUGUAAAUGUCCCUGUUCCAAGGCUUCCUUAUACCUCAUUCCAGGAAAAAUUAUCCUCAUUGCACGUCCUUGUACUGGUUCUAAAUCGUGGGACAGAUAUGUGUAGGAAGACUUGAAUGACAAACUUCACAAGCAUAUUCUAGAAUCGACCUGAUACACGCAUUAUAGAAACCAAUUAGAUGUUUCUUAUCAACACCAGCACGUCGAAAUUGUUUUAAAAGAUACAGUCGUUUCGAAGCCUUAAGAACAACUGUUCUUAUAUGUUUAUUCCAUUUUAGGUCGUCUGUUAACGUCAUACCCAGAAUUUUUGCUGAUUUUACAAUUUCUAGGCGUUGCCCGUUUAUAAUAAUUGGUUCAGCCAUGCAUUCACGUUUGGCAAACUGAAUCCUCAAUUCUUUGCAUUUAGCUGGGUGUAGGUGUAAUUUAUUUUGAUCAGACCAGUUCACGCUCCUGUCAACAAUUGGGUAAGGCACUGUUACCGAACCUAGGAAUAACCUCAGAUAUUGUAGUAUCGUCAGCGUAUUUCCACAUAUCCUUUAAGGAGUCGCCCGAAAGUUAAUUUGUCUUGUAGAUUUCAAAUAAAACCAUUCCUCUCCAUUUCGCAUUUCGAAUAAUACUAUAGACUCGGGAUUACAAAAUGCGAAUGUAAACUCUCCAUCUAGUAUUGCUUUCUCGUCCUCUUCGUUUGACAGUGAAGUAACACGGCAUAUCCACGCUUUCUUAGUUCACGGACGUGAGAGUCAAUGAAAGAGUUCAAUUUGCAAAUGACUAUUAAGAUGGGUUUCUCCAGAAAAUUGUGGCUUUUGCCAAGUCGUCGUGCUACUCUUGGUGUUAGAACUUUGGAAUAUUAAACUCUUCCCAUAACCGAUAGCAAGAUGCAAAUACAUCUUUAAUGUGAAUCAAAAUUGGACAAGGCGCAAUAUUGAUGCUCCGUUAAACUUUUAAUUCAGGAAAUUUAUCAAUCUAUCUAUUAAUGCAGCCUAUAAAACUGCUUCUUUCAACUUUUGUUCGUUUAUUUAACAAUAUAGACAUUUCAAAAUUCAAAUGUUUCAAUUCAAUCAAAACACGAAACGCCUGCGAACAGGCUAUGAUGUUUACAAUAUCCAAUCAGAACACGUAGUCUAUCGAACCUGUAAUCAGCAGCCAAUCAACUCUUUCCUUCCAUUUUUGAAAGUUAUGUGUGGAAUGAACCCGAAAAACUACGCCAAUUUCACCAGAGGGUUAUUCAACCCUCUGGCUCUAGGGUACCCGAAAGUCGAAGGUCAUUAAUCAUAGCGAGAAAAAGCCACGGACCAAGUUUAAUUCGUUGAAAUCGGUUACGUAAAGAAUCGACUAUCCAAUUUAAAACUGUUGGUUUACUACCAUCAUCAUGAAGCUGAUGCCUUUUAAGUUUUAAGUACAUCCAGAAAGACUUUGGUUAUAGAUUUGAGUACAUUAGACAUUAAUUCAUAGACAUCACAAAUAACCCAAACUUUAAAUGCCGUUUUCUCAAAAUCACCUAUUUCACAGAUUGGGAAAGGAUAUCUCUGGCCGGAACAAUCAAUUGAUCUGAAAUUUUCAGGCUUUAUGCAUCUUACUGUGUUGUUGGGGAUGAGUUGAGGAUUUUUUCAUAUCUAGUUUUUAACCAGAGUUAUUGCAUAAAAAUACCUAGUAUAUUUACGCACUGACUUUAACCCUUCGUUUCUGGUUGAAUAUUUAAAAUUUUCAAAAAUCCUCAACUCAUCCCCACAAUUACUUAGUGUCAUGUCUUUUAUUAAAAAAUGGGUUGAUUUGAAUUUGCCCCUGGCAAGAUAUUUUUUUUCAACUUCAGUCUGUCGAAAAACAGCAUGUAGCCACUUUAACCACUUGGUUGCCAAUGGCAACGCAGUGUAGCUACCUUAAAUAUAUUUUUUUAGAAUCUUCAUUAGGUUUCUCCUGAUAUAUAGUUUGCCAUAAGGUUUUUAAAAAGGUUUUGCCACAACAGACCCUUUAAAGAUAGCUAGUGGCGAUCCUUAAGUUUGGGUAGACCCUCCCCUUAAAACAUGCCCAAACAACUUCAAUCUUUUCUUCUCGAUCGACGAUCUCCCACAUUUUCCGUUUCAUUUCUCCUUUUUCCUUCGUGUAGUCUCGACCAUUAUCUUUAGACGCGUCAUUCGGUCACUUCCACAUCUAUAUUAUAUUAAUACCGCAUAUCUUUCUAUAGGCAAUUCCAGCUUUUAAUUUAUGCGUGCAGGGGACGAUGGGAAGUAAGGUAUCACAUUGCUGAUUAUGCUGAAAAAAUAAAAAUGGUGGCCGUGUAAACACGGAGUGAUAGUUUAUACUUGUAAAUAUUGAAAUAUUUUGGUUGUUUCGGUAGUUUUAUUGAUAGUUUUUCAGCAAAUCAGCAAUAUGAUAUCUUACUUCCCAUCAUCCCCUGCAGGCAUAAACUAAAAGCUGGAAUUGCCUAUUUUCCCUCAUUUCCAUUUUAUCAUGUUCAAUAUUUCAGGGUAUGAUUCAAAACGACAUUGCGAUGAGCCGCGUAGAGAUCGAUCAAGCUCGCUUGAUGACGCUUCAAGCUGCACGAUGCAUUGACUGCAUGGGAACUAAACGGGCACGAAAACAGGUAAGCAUGCUGACGUGACAACUCUCAAACGUGUUCCACACGCGUAGAAAUCUUGUAGCAAGUCUGCCAAUAAGCCGUCAACAAGUUGUGUUCGCACUGCUUGUCCCAAGUUGUCAACAAGCUUGAACAACCUUGUUGAUAUUAUCAGACUUUACUUUACUUUACUUUUUUUUUUCUUUACUUUACUUUUUUUACUUACACUUUUGUAUAUAAAAAGAGCGUGUGAAUCUAAACAAGUCACAUAUUAUUAGCACUGAUGAAGAUCCGGGCUUACGGAUCGAAAGCUUUGCAGUAAUAAAUUUACGUGGUGUUUCCACAAACAAAAACAAUUAUAUUUUAUCGCCAUGCAAACAUUCAAAGAACUUAUUAAAACAGACUUGUUGCAAGAUUGCUCCAACACAUCCGAUACAGCCAUGAUAUAACAAUAUUGUUGCAACCUUGUGUCGUCAACCUUGUAUUCUUGUUAUAUCAUGACUGUAUCAGACUUGUUAGAGCAGACCUUGUAACAAAUUUGAUAAUACCAUCAAGCUUGUUACAAGUUGUUAAACAACUUGUUCCAAACUUGUAACAACAGCUAGGAACACAACUUGUCGACAGCUUGGGAACAGAUUUGUAACAACUUGAUUGCAGACCUGUAACAACUUGUGCUUUUUUACGUGUGUACAUGCAAUUCUGUUCCGACAACUUGCCAACAGGAUGCGUUCGCACUGCUUGUUCCCAGCUUGUUGACAACUUGCUGCAAGGUUGUUGAACUCAACAGACUUGUUACAAGUUGUUCCAACAACUUGUUAUCGUCCUCGGGCCGGUUGUAUAAAACUCUUAAUCACUUUUUCAAUCACUAUGUUGUAGUUAAAUAGUGAUUAACUCUCAAAUACGCGUUUCUUAUUGGAUGACGUUUCAUGCACUAACUACAGUUAACUUUAAUCACUUUUUUAUACAACCGUCCACUGCAAUUCAACAAUUUGUCAACAAGUUGCGAGUGACAACCUUGUAGCAACUAGACUUGCUCCAAGUCUCUCUUUCCUUGUCAUAUACACGGCAAAAAACGCUCAGGUUGAUGCAAUACUGAUGAAAACAGGAUUGAACAAUGUUUUGCUGCCCACAUUGUUCAUAGCUGUCAACAACAUUGAACAAUAUUGUUACACCCGAUUCAUGCUCAACAGCAUUGUUCAAUACUGUUGACAAGUGUGAACAACGUGGGCAGCAAAACAUUGUUCAGUCCUGUUGAGCAACGGUCUCGGCGUUUUUUGCCGUGUAGUAUCGAUCCACUAUAGUGUACAUUACAUGACGCCCCUCCGUGCUACGUCAUGUAAUCUACACUAUAGUGGAUCGAUAUUAUAUGACAAUGAAAGAGAGACUUGGAGCAAGUCUAUGUAGCAACUUGAUAAAAUAACAGAAUUGCUACAACUUGUUGACAAGCUUGCUACAAGUGUGAAAUUUUUACUUGUGUAGAUGACAAACAUUAAAACAGUAAUUGGUAUCUUGCAAAAUAUGUUAAUGAUUCUUGACAGUAAGCUUGACUUUUAGCUGACAACUGACAUACAGACCGCCAUUAAAACCAUGCCAUAGAUUUGCAAGACUUUUUCCAAUCUCUAGAUUGCCAUGGCCAAAAUAGCAGUUCCUCGCAUGGCACAAAGAGUCGUAGACCGUGCUAUUCAGUCGUAUGGUGGUGCCGGCGUCUCACAGGAUACUCCGCUGGCCUAUAUGUACGCAGGAUUGCGGACUCUCCGCAUCGCUGAUGGCCCUGACGAAGUGCACCUGACUGCCGUGGCUAAACAAGAACUCAGGGAACAAAUGCAAAGUCGUUUAUAGGUCACGUGAUGAAGAUACGUAGGCAGAAUUAUCGUCCUGGCGUGGGUGCUAUUUCAUAAUAGUGAGCUUAAGCAAGUGACGUUUUUGACGACACGAACGACAUGAGUAACGUCAGAAGACUGGAUCAAGGGCUGUGAUUGGUGAAAAACGUCAAUUUUACUUCCGGUCGACGUCCGUGUUGUCAAAAACGUCACUUGCUUAAGCUCACUAAUUGGUAUCACGUCGUCAGUGAUAUUGUGUGCUCAAAUAUAAUCUACACAACAUGUGCUAAAAUUGAUUAAAUGAAAAAAUCUAGGUGUAUAGGUAUUUAUCAGUUACUGUAGAUUUUGAAUGAGAUGCCUAGAUUUUCAACACAGAUUUUUAAUGAGAUACUGUACCUAGAUUCCCAGAGAAUUGUGACUAUGAGGCUGAAUGGCUGCUGGCCAGUCAUUAACCAAUUAAACCAAUUUAGCCAUGGUCUCUCGCGAGUUACAAACGGGAGUAAAUUCGUUCGCCAACAUGUUGACAAAUCGAAACUGCGUGAGACAAAUUGUUCGAGUUCAGAGGCCAGUUGUUCAAAGCUAUAGGGUAGCUUAACCCUAUAGCUAUAGGUUAGCUUAAUCGAAAGCCGAUUAUAGCCUUACCCUAGAUUAACUAGUUUAAAGCAAACUUCCUGACAGCUUGUCUAUACAUUUGGAAAUAUUUCUUCAGAGAUCUUGUGCGGAUCGAUAGGAGUUUACUUCGCCUCUGAAGUUUUGAAAUAAACAGGCGUGCAGAAGUAUACAAACUAAAACAGCAGGUUAAAUGCUAAGGAUUAGUGGAUUAGUGCUAACCCACCUUUGAACAACCAACCGGCCCUUGUGCGCUUAAUAUAAAUAUACUAUAUAAGCGCCCUGUUGGAGAUACAAUACAUCCCAAUUAUUAAAGGCCCCCUUAAAACAAAUUUAUUCUACCUACAACCUUGGGCAUAACCCUUGUUAACCAAUAUUGCAAUGUUAACGCACAUUGACAUAUAAACAACGCCGAAACAACUUUUGGCAAUUUACCAUGACACAAGCGCGACACGAUGACAUGAUUCAACAUGGAAUAUUGGAAUUUAUCAUAAGGGGUGUCACUCUCAAUCAGUUAUAUCCAAGAUUGUAGCUCCCGUGUGCCACAGUAUUUUUAAUCCUUCAAUUCUCUCACCAGAAGUUUGGAAAUGCGCAGUUCCGUUUUGGAAGCAGAUACAUAAUUGGCUUGCGUAUUUAAAAACGCCAGUGCCAACAUAAUUUGCGCAUUUUAAUUGUUCGCGAUAUCUCAAAUGUCGAGGAAAACAUGGAAAAUUAUAGCCUGUGUUAAUUAACACAGUCACAGGCUAGGAAAAUUAUCAAAACAAUUAUUAAACAGACGAUUAAAUAUAUAAUACUAUCAUUUACCAAAACAAUUACUGUAAGUAGACUGUAGACAAUUAAUUAAAUAUAUGAUAAUGAUUUGGACAAUUUGGUGCUCAAUGUGUUAAACGUAGAGCGGAAAUAUAAAGUGAAAGGAAAUAUAUUCAUAUUCAAAUCGCUUUCCCCUUGUGUUUUUC